AUGAGGUUAAUUUUAAUAUUCACAGUCUUUUAUUUUGUGGAGAUCUAUGGUUUGACAACAAUCGCUGAUGUUGAUCGAAUGAAACAUGAUAUUUCAAAGUUUUUGUCGAUUUCUAGACAUAAUGAGACUGAAAAAUCAGUAGCUAGAGUUGCAAUCAAAAGAGCAUUGGAAGCUGUUGGAUUAUCAUCGAUGACUCAUACUUUUAUUCAUGAGGAAACUGUGAGUUUUGAAGGAAUGAUCUUAUUCCUAUUUUGUUUUAGAACGAAAUUGGGGCAAAUGUGAUAGCUGUUCAAAAAGGUCCACAUUUUGGAACAUCUCAAGAUCGACUUGUUGUACUUUCUGCCAACUACGAUACUCUUGAAGAUAAUCCAGGUGUUGAUGAUAAUGGUUCUGGAGUUGCAGCUGUUAUUGAGGCGGCGAGAAUUAUGAGUACAUUAGAUACAUUGUAUUCAAGAAUGUACACGAUUAUUUAUGUUUGUUAUGAUAUGAAGCAUAAGGUAAACAUGAAGGAUUUUGGUACGGGAUUCAGAAAAUUUGAAAUUCCUUUGAACAAAAAUUCAUAUUUUUUUGUAUAUUUCUUCAAAUGUCGUUAAAAAAAGAACAGAUCAUUGGCAAUUUUUGUGGAAAAAUACGUUUCACAAAAACAUGAAAUUUUAAGGGUUAAUUCACAAAUGAUUUCAACUUUUUCAUAUCCAAAUAUUCUUUCAGUCUCUAGCCGGUUCUCAUGCUUUUGUCGAAGACAUUCUUCUUCCUUUGGUCGAAAGAACAAAUGCGGAAAUUAUUGCAGCUGUUGUUGUUGAUGGAAUAUUACAUUUUGAUCCGUUUCCAGGUUCACAAGCUAUGCCAGCUGAGUUUGAAACGGUUGGUUAAUUGAAAGAUCAAAGGCUGAUCAGAAAAUUUCGUGGAAUAUCUUCAAUGAAAUCAGUUAUUUUAAAUUUUUACAAGUUCUUUCUAAUGGCAUCAGUUAUAUUUUUUACCUCCCUAAUCUAAUACUUUCAGCUUUUCCCCGACGCUGCUCACGAACUCCAUUCUCAUUCUCACAUGGGUGAUUUCAUCCAAAUCAAUUCUCGUUCUCGAAUCGAUGAUCAUCUCGUCCAUCUUUUCUCCAAAUCCUAUAAUCGUUCAUCCGAAAUGCUUUCCGAUGAUUGGCCAUUUCAUCCGUGGAUGUUAUCAUUGAAAAUGGAUAUUGCAAAUAUAACAUCACUCGAUAGAUUAUACAAGUGAGCUAGAUAUCUCUAAAAUUUGUAGAACCUUUUUAAUGAGCAUUUUCAGAAAAGUUGCCAGAGAUCAAAAUGGGUAAGACACAAGCACUUUAGUUAGAAAAAAUCACCCUUUCGUUAGCUUAGCAUGGCUUAAAUUUAAAAAAAACCCUACCUAACCAAAUAUGUAAAAUUAAAUUUUAUUAAAAAAGAACAAAUUGCAGGCUUCAUCCAUUCCUGUUUUCCGAUCAUUCUUCAUUUUUCUUCCACUCAAAGAAAAACGAUUUCGAAAUUCCAACAAUAUAUUUAACAGAUACUUGUAAGUUUAGAACAUUGGGGCUUUUAGAUUGGGACAGGUUCAUAAAAACAUGUUCAGAUUGACAUAUUAAUUUUUUACCUCGUACCGAUUCAAACUUCGCCUGGAAGUUCAGAUUCAGAUCCCAAAAAUCCUCCUAAAUUACAGUAAACCUUCGAGGUGUCCGCCAAUACUGUGUUCAAUGUGAUGGUCUCUAUAUGAUGACUGAACAAAACAUGAAAUUCCUCGCUCUAAUGACCGAUGCUCUUAUCAGAUUUUUGAUUGAAAUGAGUCAAUCAAGUGCAAUCGGAGUUGUCGAUGAUCUAUAUUCAUUCAUGUUCAACAUCGAUGUUGAAUAG
Molecule: messenger RNA, 1853 nt
Organism: Caenorhabditis angaria
Lineage: Eukaryota; Metazoa; Nematoda; Chromadorea; Rhabditida; Rhabditidae
Source: the annotation of a GenBank genome assembly